AAAGUUUUCUCAGUCUGUUUUCUACACAAGACUUGUAGUCUGUAUGCAUUGUGCCUCCAUCUAAAAAUACACAGGCAGUGAGAAACAGUGCAAUAUCAUUUUGUGAAUAUCAUUGACAAGGAGAGAUUUAGUACUCUACAAUUAGAUGCUAGUCAGGCUGUUUAUUUGCAGAAACAGUUACUAUGUGGAUAAAGGCAAUGAAAGAAAAACGGACAGGCCAGAAGAUAGUACAUAGCAGACAUCAGCCAUAGAAACAAUUCCAUCCAGCUUACAAGUUGGGUAACAUUGUCAGGCGUUUCCUAUAAUAGAAUUUCUACAUUCUCCAACAUAAAGAAGACGAGGUCAACUUUGUUUUGGUUGUUGAAGUCACCAUAGUUAUCAAGAUGGCAGAAGGAGGUUGUGCCAAAUGUUCUCGGUUAAUGUUGGUUAUAUUUAACUUCAUCUUCUGGAUAUCGGGAGGAGCUGUUUUAGGAACUGGUAUAUUUAUCCUAGUAUCGGAUGAAUUAGAGAGUUUUCUAGCCACAUUAAUAGAUAUGGAUAUACCGUUAGAAUUUCUCUAUACGGCAGCUUAUAUAAUGAUAGCAGUUGGAGCAUUUGUAUUUAUAGCCGGCUUCUGUGGAUGUUGUGGUGCUGUUAGAGAAAGUUCUGUUAUGUUGGGAAUAUAUAUAUUCUGUAUGGUUAUUGUGAUGUUAGGAGAAUUAGCAGCAGGGAUAUAUGUAGCUGUUGAAAAGGGUAAUUUGGAAAAAAAUGUACAUGAUGUUAUUUCUGAUAGUGUAAGAAAUUAUACAGGAAUGGGUAACUCUACUGUAGAUUUUCUUCAAGUUAAGUUACAUUGCUGUGGAGCUGAUAAUUUUACUGAUUAUCGUUCAAGUUAUUGGUAUACAUCACAUACCCAAGCACUUCAGGAGUAUGUACCAGAAACAUGUUGCAAAGGUCUUGGUACUGAUGCCCAAAAUUAUGUGCCAUUUAAUAUAGGAUUAUGUCAAGAAGAGGCUCAACCGGGAAGUCUUAUACCCAGUGAUAAACGAGAAGAACUGCGAUCAAAAGGAUGUUUUCCAUCUAUAAUGGAUUGGUUAACUAGUCAAAGUGUAAUACUGAUAGGAGUUGGUGUUGGUAUAGCUUUAAUACAGGUUUUAGGUAUCAUAUUUGCUGUGUGUCUUUGUCGGAAUAGAACUGAAUAUUAUGAUAUGUGAUUGAUAUGAAUUGUUUGAUGUGUUUAUUCAAAGGAUUGUUGGAUUCCAUUGGUGUGCAAUUACCAAAAUCACUUUCUGUUUUAAGAAAUCAGCUUGAAUUUAGUUCAUUCUUGAAGUGUCUCACUUUUAUUCACAUUUGAAAAUCUUGACUUAUAUGAUGUGAGAUCAGGAUUUGGGAUAUACUGAAAGGACGAGUAUGAGCAGGACAUAGAUGCUUUAGCUAUAUUCUAGACAUCUUAUUAGGCUUUCAUUUUUCUUCCCUCUUGUGUUGAUUGUAAUAUGCAGUAUUAUAUUAACAUGUGACUUUAAGGUGUGUUUGGUAGCUCAAUAUCCACAUCUGGACACUGUUAUGUACAUAAGUUAACCCUGUUACAAAGAUGUGAUCAAUUAUUUUAUUUUGAGGUUCAGCAUCAUAUGUAGUUUAAUAUUCAUAUAGUGCAGCAUCAGAGAAUAAUUAUGAAAUUAACCAGAGAUAAAUAAAUGAACAAAGACUUUG
Molecule: messenger RNA, 1689 nt
Organism: Patella vulgata (common limpet)
Lineage: Eukaryota; Metazoa; Mollusca; Gastropoda; Patellidae
Product: CD82 antigen
Exons: 10
Coding region: 384-1193 (269 amino acids)
Cellular component (GO): membrane
Source: RefSeq, a predicted model, not a curated record